UAUCAUUUUAUACGUGAUUUUGUACCUGUCAGGUGAAUAUUUAUAUUAAGCUUGGUUGGGAAAUCACAUCCCAAUCGGGACACAACCUCUAUCAGUUGCCGAUCAAAGCCAUGGAGACCAGGAAACCGGGCGGCACCAUGGACUCGGACGACAACUCAAGUGGGACCAUCGGAAGCGAUCUCGGCCAGCGUUAUCGUCAUGCGGGCGACUUGUCCGGAGAGCCGCCAACCAGGCCAUUUGCGGAAAUCAGCAUCACUGUUCCAUGGGGACAUAUAUCGGGCAAAUGGUACGGACCACAGAAUGUCCAGCCGAUUCUGGGUCUGCACGGUUGGCAGGAUAACGCUGGUACCUACGAUCGCCUGAUGCCGCUGCUCUCGCCAGAGGUGGCUUUCCUCUCGAUCGAUCUGCCGGGCCAUGGAUUGUCCUCUCGUCUCCCCGACGGCUGCUACUACAACUCGGUGGACAAUCUGUAUGUUAUCCGGCUGAUCAUGAAGCAGUACAAAUGGGAGAAAGUGUCCUUGGUGGGCCAUUCCAUGUCGUCCAUAAUUUGCUUUGUGUUCGCCGCCGUCUUUCCGGACAAGGUGGACAUGAUCAUUGGUAUAGAUGCCCUGAAACCGCACCAGCGUCCAUACCCCUCGGUCAUACGGACCAUGGAGACGCGUUUGGAUGAGUUCCUCCGUGAGGACGAACGGAACCGAAGCAAAAACGAGCCACCGAGCUAUACCUAUGACGAACUGAUCGAACGGGUGUACAUAGGGACCUUUCACUCGGUGAACAAGGAGCACUGCAAACAUUUGAUGGCGCGCAACAUCGGCAAGUCGGAGAAGUAUCCGGACAAGUACUUCUUCUGUCGCGACCGGCGCCUCAAGUUCUACAACUAUGCUAUUGGCUCCCAGGAGCUGUGCGUGGAGAUGGCCAAUCGCAUCACUUGUCCCUACUUGUUCAUCAAGGCCGCCCAGUCCUCGUAUUUCGAGGACAAGAAAUACUACGACGAGGUGCUGGACGUGCUGGUAAAGAAGCCUAACUUCGAGUAUCUGGAGGUUAAUGGCUCGCACCAUGUGCACAUGAACGAUCCGGAGGCCAUUAUUGGGCCGGUCAACAACUUCAUUCAACGUUUCGGGCCGGCGGCAGCGGCUGCCUUACGCCAGAAGGCCAAGGAGGCGAAGGAGAGCAAGCUCUAGAGGCUCCAAAAAUACGACCAAACGGGUAAAAUGGGGCUUAUUUAUUAAUGCACAGGUUUUUAUACUUAAUUGUUGAUUAUGUGAUCGUCGCAGAGGACUCGUCUCUGCUAUAAAUACAAAAUGUACAUAUUCCGAA
This is a messenger RNA of Drosophila serrata, 1317 nucleotides long. RefSeq names its product putative serine hydrolase. Lineage: Eukaryota; Metazoa; Arthropoda; Insecta; Diptera; Drosophilidae. The record is from RefSeq and is a predicted model, not a curated record. Gene Ontology annotation, cellular component: membrane.